This is a messenger RNA of Cylas formicarius (sweet potato weevil), 5077 nucleotides long. RefSeq names its product ATP-binding cassette sub-family C member 10. Gene Ontology annotation, biological process: transmembrane transport. Lineage: Eukaryota; Metazoa; Arthropoda; Insecta; Coleoptera; Brentidae. The record is from RefSeq and is a predicted model, not a curated record. The coding region runs from base 127 to 4755 and encodes 1542 amino acids. The transcript has 20 exons. Gene Ontology annotation, molecular function: ABC-type transporter activity; ATP hydrolysis activity; ATP binding. Gene Ontology annotation, cellular component: membrane.
CAGUCAUCAAUAAUUUAACCUCAAAUUUUAUGGUGUACGUUAAUGUUUUCGCAAGUACAAUACAGAAGUAAAGUUUGGCUUACCUGACAUGUUUAGAACCCCUUGACUUAUAGAAAUCUACUGCAGAUGGUUCACGAGAGUUUCGACGUUUUAUCGCAGUGGCGCUGGAGUUGGUCGCGAUUUUGCGGAGAUGAAGAAUUCAAAAUUUGGUCGCCGCAGUGGCACGAUUUGAAUCUAUGUUUCCAAGAAGUGUGUCUGCAAAUUCCAAUUUUAGCGGUAGCGGGCUGCGGCUCUGCCUAUUAUUUUGGACGACGAUAUGGAGUGGUUUCGAGGGGACAGUUGUCUCUCAUUGCCCUCAAAAUCCGUUUCAUUAUUUCGUUUUUACUUGCGUUCCUUCCGAUUGUACAAAUCUAUAUAUUCUUGAACAAAACCGAAGAAGUCAUUCCUCAGGUGGCCUACCUGCUAAGCGGGGUUCAAUGUUUAUCGUGGUUCACCCAUUGCGCCUACAUUGGCGGGUUGACGAAAAAAUUGGGAAGAAAUCCGAGAGGACCCACGUUCAUGAUUGUGGUUUGGUCGAUGCUGUUCGCUCUAUCUGUGAUUUCACUAAAGAGUCAUUACACUAUUUAUAAGUAUUCAUCGAACCUGACGUACAGUAUUUAUUUGGCCUACGGGAUGAGCGUUUGCUAUCUCGUACUGCAACUGGCGUAUGGACUGACAUUAAUCCCUGGUGAUGGCGAUUCUACCUAUGCUGAUGUCACGACGGCAAUCGGGCCCGUUAACGAGAGCCAGCCGUUGCUCAGCAAUGUUUACGUGCGUUUCAUGGAGGAAGAUGAUCCUUUCUAUUUGGGGGUUGCGAUGGAAAAUGUCGGAUGGUUUUCCAGACUGUUUUUCCUGUGGGUCACCCCUUUGAUGCAAAAGGGAGUUAACGAUAAGCUGACGAGUUCGGACGAUUUGUACGAUCUCCCUGUUGACUUGAGUUGCGCGGUGGUCGGGUGGGAACUGGACAAUGCGGUACGAAAUGUGAAGCUGCAAAGCGCACUACAUAGUUCUGAUCGCGCUACUUCUACUUCUACGGACGACUCUCCCGCCGUCAAUAUGGUAAAACGCGACUUUAUGUUAUUAAAAGCGCUGCACCGUUGCUUCUGGUUGGAGUUCUACAGCGUCGGCAUCCUUAAAUUCUUCGCGGAUUGCGCUGGCUUCGCGGGACCGAUGCUUUUAAACAGAUUGAUAAAUUUUAUUGAGGAUAAGUCCGAAGAUAUGAAAUGGGGUUAUGUUUAUGCGAGUGGUUUGAUGGCUACCACCAUGAUAAGCGCCCUUUGUGAUUGCCACUUCAACUUUUUGAUAUCGAUGGUAGGACUGCGGAUGAGGGCCGCUUUGGUUUCCAUAAUUUAUAAGAAAACGCUCAGCACGAAUGCCGCCGACUUGAAUUCCGAAUUUUCGAUCGGGGAAAUUGUUAAUUUCAUGUCGACCGAUACGGACCGGAUAGUAAAUUCCUGCCCUAGUUUCCACUCCCUGUGGAGCAUUCCUUUCCAGCUUGCGGUGACGUUGUACUUGUUAUACAGCCAAGUGGGAAUGGCAUUUUUUGCUGGUGUGUUGUUUACCGUAAUACUGAUUCCGGUCAAUAAAGUAAUAGCCAAUAAAAUUGGGACACUCAGUACGAAAUUAAUGGAACAAAAGGACCACAGGGUGAAACUGAUCACGGAAGUUUUACGAGGCAUUAAGGCUAUCAAGUUUUACGUGUGGGAGGAAUACUUUGUGCGGCAAAUUGCAAAACUAAGAACGGAAGAAAUAAAGUACCUCAAAGGGCGUAAAUACCUAGACGCGCUCUGCGUUUAUUUUUGGGCAACCACACCGGUCAUCAUCUCAAUUCUAACGUUUGGAACUUACGUGUUGAUGGGCAAGACACUAACGGCGGCUACUGUCUUUACAUCUAUCGCCCUUCUCAACAUGCUCAUAAGUCCCUUAAAUGCGUUUCCGUGGGUGCUCAACGGUAUGACCGAGGCAUGGGUCUCUGUAGUGAGGAUCGAAAAAUUCCUCAAGUUGCCGGAUCUUGACUUGAAAAAGUAUUACCGGCCGCUGGAAGACAACGACCGCGACGUUUGUAUCAAAGAUGGCGAAUUUUCGUGGAAUAAAGAGCUGAGCACAGAGGAAACCGUUAAAGGUAAAGGAGUCAGUAAGAAUUCUGCACAGAUUGACAAUUUCAAAAACUCGCCCAUGGAGCGAUACCAGUUUCAGUUGAAGCAUAUUAAUCUGACCGUAAAUAAGGGAGAAUUUCUGGGUAUUAUAGGUCCGGUCGGGAGCGGAAAAUCGACCCUUUUGUCCGCCAUACUGGCGGAUAUUUCCAUGCUUUCGGGACAAAUAUCAAUUAGCCAGAUGGAAACAGGGUUUGCGUACGUGAGUCAACAGUCCUGGCUGCAACGUGGUACGAUUAAAGAUAACAUCCUGUUCGGCAAACUUUAUAACGAAGAAAGAUACCGCGACACACUUUUUGCCUGCGGCCUGGUGGAAGAUGUUACCAAUCUCCCAGCCGGUGACAUGACGGGGGUAGGGGAAAGUGGUACCACCUUAUCGGGAGGGCAAAAAACCCGAAUCGCUUUGGCUAGGGCCGUUUAUCAAAACAAGUCGGUUUAUUUGUUGGACGACGUGCUGUCAGCAGUGGACUCGAAAGUUGCCAAGCACAUCUUCCAACAUUGCGUCAUGGGCAUGCUCAAGGACAAAACUAGGAUCUUAUGCACACACCAUAUGCAAUAUCUGGUACACGCCGAUAGGAUUGUUCUUAUAGAGGGAGGAUUUAUAAAAAAGAUAGGCAAACCUGUUGAUGUGUUAAACGAACUCGACGUCAGUAUUGCGGUUGAUGCAGAACUGGGAAACGACGUCGAUCAGUCUUUGUUGGCGAAUCGGUUCCCCAAAACAACCACCACUGGUGAUACUUUGGAAGGGACGGAUGAAGACAGCGUCUUAGCUCUCGAAACCAGGGAAACCGGUAAUCUAGAUCUCGGCGUGUAUUAUUCCUACUGGAAAGAAAUAAGUCAUCUGCUGAGUUUAUCUAUAUUGUUGUCGGUUGUUUUGAUGCAAACCUCACGGAACGUAACCGAUUGGUGGUUGGCUCAUUGGGUAACAAACGCGGAGUCGAACUCAAACAGUACCAACAACUCGCAAGGUUACGACGUGAAUUCUUAUUUAAAGGUCUAUGUCGGUUUCGCGGUUGUAAACACUUUGUUUACCCUGUUAAGAGCCUUCCUUUUCGCUUACGGUGGAAUCGUGGCAGCCGCGAAGUUUCACAGACUCCUUCUGAGGUCUAUGAUUAGGGCCAAAGCGAUGUUUUUCGACGUUACUCCCUUGGGAAGGAUACUGAACAGGUUUUCCAGCGAUACUUACACGGUGGACGAUUCGUUACCUUUCAUACUGAAUAUUUUACUGGCACAGACGUUCGGUCUUUUAGGAUCGAUCGUAAUCACCGUCUAUGGACUUCCGUGGAUUUGCCUUUUCUUGGUGCCGCUAGUGCCGAUCUACCAGUGGCUGCAAAACUAUUACCGAUUGACGUCCAGAGAAUUAAAGAGGAUCACCAGCGUAACCUUAUCGCCCGUAUACAGUCACUUUAACGAAACCCUGCAAGGUUUGCCGACGAUAAACGCGAUGAGGGCCGGUCAGAGGUUCGAACGCGAAAAUAAAGAUUUUGUGGAUUUCAACAUAAAAGCUCAGUUCGCGAGCCAGGCUGCCUCUCGUUGGCUGGGACUGAGAUUGCAAUUUAUCGGCGUGGUCAUCGUCACCGGCGUCAGUUUCAUAGCGGUGAUUCAACAUCAGUACGAUAUAGCCGAUCCAGGUCUAAUAGGUUUAGCUAUAUCGUAUGCUCUGACGAUAACUGGUCUUUUAAGUGGAGUGGUGAGCGCGUUCACUGAAACAGAACGCGAGAUGAUCGCCGUCGAACGCAUCAAUCAGUAUAUUAACGAAAUUCCUCUGGAAAGCACGUACUUUGCCAUCGAUCCACCAUACGGCUGGCCCAAUCAGGGUGUUGUCGGGUUCAACAACGUCGUUCUCAAGUAUAGGCAAAAACUGGCACCUUCAUUGCUAGGAGUGACGUUCGAGACCAGACCCUGCGAAAAAGUGGGUAUUGUGGGUAGAACCGGAUCUGGUAAAAGUACCCUGGUAGCCGCCUUAUUCCGUAUGGCAGAAAUUACAUCGGGAGAGAUCAGUAUCGACUCUGUCAACAUCAAUUCGAUUUCAAUAACGGCACUGAGGUCUCGGAUGUUUUGCAUUCCUCAAGACCCUUUUCUAUUUAGUGGGUCCAUCCGCGAAAAUCUGGAUCCCCUGGGGGAAUUUAAGGACGACGAGAUAUGGAGAGCCCUGUAUAAAGUGAAUCUGGAAGCAUCGAUCAAAAACCUGGGCGGCCUACAUAACAAAAUCGAUGGGGGCGGAAUCAAUUUUUCAGUCGGGCAGCGGCAGCUCGUUUGCCUAGCCAGAGCCGUACUGCACAACGCGAAAAUAUUAUGCAUUGACGAAGCUACGGCGAACGUGGACCGAGAGACCGACAUGCAAAUUCAACGAACAUUAAGGUUGGCCUUUAGGAAAAGCACCGUUAUCACUAUCGCGCACAGGGUGCAAACUAUCCUGGACUCCGAUCGGGUGCUCGUGAUGAGGGGCGGUUCCGUGGUAGAAUUCGACACUCCGGAUACCCUCAUGUCGGACUCUUCGUCACACUUUUACAGCUUGGUCAACCAAGACGUCAUAUGCACACUCAAGACUGUAGUUUUGUAGACAUGAUUGUGAUUUAUGGAACAACUUCUUCUGAAGUUCGCAGAAGAUCUAGAAAGUUAGAGAAAAAGGGUACCAUUUAGAAUGGAAUGACCAGAAAACAACUAACCCCAUUUACAACAGCAAUAUCUACCUAACAAUACCCACUUUGUUUUCCAACGUUUGCCACAUCAUGUAGCUUCCAACAGGGAAGCGAUCCCCGCAUAUGGAUGCUCUUCUAAAGUUAUUAGUCUUCCUGGCAGCAGUUUAAUUUCAUCUUUUGGAAAAUUAACAAAUAAAAUGGCUGAGAAAAAACCAAAAGGUACUAAAGUUACUAAAUAGUUAU